Cannabis sativa is the source of this 1765-nucleotide messenger RNA. Its product is annotated as tryptophan N-monooxygenase CYP79A68. The record is from RefSeq and is a predicted model, not a curated record. Gene Ontology annotation, molecular function: oxidoreductase activity, acting on paired donors, with incorporation or reduction of molecular oxygen; monooxygenase activity; heme binding. NCBI's taxonomy places the organism in Eukaryota, Viridiplantae, Streptophyta, Magnoliopsida, Rosales, Cannabaceae.
GGGCUGCCUCAUCAGAAUUACAAAUCUAAAAUAAUAUGUCUUCCAAUAAUUGUUAUUCUACUACUACUACUUUCCUAUCUAGUGUCAUAUUUGCCAUAGCACCACUAUUAAUUAUUAUAUUACUACUAACAAUAUUUUUCAUCAAAUUUAAACAACUAAUUCCUAAUAAUAAUCAUAAGCAGUCGCUUCCUCCGGGUCCCACUCCGUGGCCGAUCUUCGGAAGCAUACCCGAGUUGUUGUUUAACAGACCAACGUAUCGAUGGCUUCAUGAUUUGAUGAACGAUUUCAACACAGACAUUGCCUGUAUUCGCCUCGGCACCACUACUCAUCUCAUCACUGUCACCUCUCCCGAGAUAGCCAGAGAGUUGUUGAAGAAACACGACGCAAUCUUUGCUUCCAGACCCCUAACGCUGGCCACGUCACUACUCAGCCAAGGCUACAAGGCCACUGUAGUGUCGCCCUGCGACGACCAAUGGAGGAAGAUGAAGAGAGCUCUUGUGUCUAAUGUUAUCAAUCACUCUAAGCUUGCUUGGCUUCUCGAUAAGAGAACUCAAGAAGCUGACAAUCUGGUUCGCUUUGUUUAUAACCAAGCGAAUCAGAUUGGCGGUGGAGUGGUGAAUGUGAGAGUUGCGGCGCAACAAUACUCGGUGGGAGUGUUGAGGAGAAUGAUUUUUGGUAGAAGAUAUUUUGGGAAGGGAAGAGAGGAUGGUGGGCCUGGGAAGGAAGAGGAAGAGCAUGUGGAGGCUUUGUUUAGUGUGUUGUCACAUUCUUAUUCUUAUUCUGUAUCGGACAUUCUUACAUGGCUACGUUGGUUUGACUUAGAUGGUCAUCAAAGAAGUGUUCGUAAAGCCAUGGAAGUGAUUAACAAGUACCAAGGCUCCUUAGUGAAGGAGAGGAUUAGAGAAUGGAGAGAUAAUAAGAAAGUAGAAGACUUACUUGAUGUUCUUAUCUCCCUCAAAGAUUCUGAUGGGAACCCACUUUUGUGUGAGGAUGAAAUCCAAGCACAACUCACGGAAUUGUUUAUAGCAGUAGUGAACAAUCCACAUACCAUAGCAGAGUCGGCACUCUCAGAAAUGUUGAAGCAUCCAGAAAUGCUUGAAAAGGCAACACAAGAAAUUGAUAGAGUGAUUGGCAAUGAAGCAGAGCUCCUCCAAGAGUCUCAUGUCCCUCAACUCACUUACCUUAUCGCUUGUGCGAGAGAAGCUCUUCGGCUCCACCCUGUUUCCACCUUCAACCUCCCACAUCUCUCUAUCGCAGACUGCACUGUCGCUGGCUACUUCAUUCCCAAAGGCAGUCACAUCCUCAUCAGUCUCGGUCGCAGCCCUACUGCCUGGGAUCAACCUUUGCGAUUCAACCCUGACCGUCAUCUUCCCGAGAACCGACGUGACUUGGUGGAGACCGAUCUACGGUUCAUUAGCUUCUCAACAGGGAGGAGAGGGUGCAUCGGAAUGGAGUUGGGGACGAACAUGACCAUUAUGCUUUUGGGAAGACUGUUGCAAUGUUUCGCGUGGAAGAUUCCAAAAGGGGUUAAGAAGAUGGAUUUGAGGAUAGAAGAAGAGGAAAACACUCUGUUAAUUGCUACGCCAUUGUUUGCUCAUGCAACACCUCGCUUCAAUCCUUCUUUCUAUGCUUUCUGAUUAUGAUCUUAUAAUUAAACUUGAAUUUUAGUGUCGCUUUUGAAGUGAUCUGUAGUAUAUUGCUUAAGUAAUUUAAGAAUAAAAUUACAUGUAAUUGAAGUAAUUAACAACUUUUAAAUCCAUCCAAA